GUUUCUGUAUACCGGAGCCCAACAUAAACCCUAAAACCUGGAAGAAUAAUCUCUCGCAAUCUUUCUCCACCGGAUCGCUCUGGUGGUGCUCGUACGAUGGGCGACGCAAGUUCGUCGGCUAAUCUACUGAAGGAACAGGAAUGGGCUGCGUAAAUAAAAAGGACCAAUAAUCUCUCUGAAGAUAUUUGGAAGUUAUAUGAUGCAUACAGGUUGGAAAAUUUGUGUCACCAGCUUUCUUGACCAAAUCCUUCAAAACCUUGUGAAACUGGAGCGAGAGCUAGAGUUCAGGAUAGAUCUUUUCAGCGGACUUGUUAAGACAUGCUUCCAUAAGUGCAUCGAUAGAAGGUAUAAAGAAACUGAACUAUAUAUUGGUGAAAACAGUUGCAUUGAUCGCUGUACCGCAAAAUAUGUUCAAGCAUCAAAUAUGAUUGGGCAAAUUCUGGCAUCUCAGAAACCAUCUCCCUGAAGAUUUGUUACUAAACUCAUCAUAACACCAGAGCUGAUGACAAGAUGAGAUUUUCUUUUUCAACUUGGAUCACAUUUGUGAAUUAAUUUUGAUUGAGAUUUAUAAUUUUUUUAAUAGCUAUUGGCAAAUCAAUUUAUGUUGCCCCAUGAGAUGUGGGAAACAAUGAAAUUCCAAGGUAAUUUUAAGAACGCAGAGGAAUGGAUUUUGA
Messenger RNA from Zingiber officinale, 674 nucleotides. RefSeq names its product mitochondrial import inner membrane translocase subunit TIM10-like. The record is from RefSeq and is a predicted model, not a curated record. Gene Ontology annotation, cellular component: mitochondrial inner membrane. Bases 197 to 466 code for a protein of 89 amino acids. Lineage: Eukaryota; Viridiplantae; Streptophyta; Magnoliopsida; Zingiberales; Zingiberaceae. The transcript is spliced from 6 exons. Gene Ontology annotation, biological process: protein insertion into mitochondrial inner membrane.